GCACGGUUUCAUUUUUCUUGUGAGGGCAGCGGCUGAGCAAACUUCUGGUCGUUUCUGGUGACUUUUUUUGAGCUGGCAAUCAGCACUCGUACAUUCCGCGUGUUGUAUAUAUGCAGAGGGGGCUGACCGAUGGAGAGCGAUAGACGCCCGAAGAAGAUGGAAGCCAGUGUUCAGACACCAGAUUCAUCUCUUCACCAGAGAGUUAGUGAACUCACGUACCACUGCAGUUGUCAACACCAUUUCCCUCGUAGCCAGUCAUACACUUGCAGGUGUAGCUGCCAUUUGUGUUAACACACUGUGCCAGGUCAUGACACAUUGUUGUGUUCAUCGAACACUCAUCAAUGUCUACAAGUGCGAAUAUGCAUGUACAAAUAAUAUGUAUAUAAAUGAUAGCUGCUUUACCGUACUUAGUAUAAUUAUAGGGAUGACACAGGUUGUCCUGCAUUAUGCCCAUACAUUUGAGAUUUUCAUGUUUCACUUUCUAUUUCAAUCAGAUCCAAUUUUUGACACAUUUGUAUCGUCACAAAGAGCAUGUAUCCAAAGAAAUACCUUAAAU
Geodia barretti is the source of this 556-nucleotide messenger RNA. NCBI's taxonomy places the organism in Eukaryota, Metazoa, Porifera, Demospongiae, Tetractinellida, Geodiidae. The record is from the annotation of a GenBank genome assembly.